AUGACUUACACACGCAUAUUCGGACGUGGUUACACUUUGGAUGAUCCUGAUAUGAUUUCUUGUCUGGCAAUGGUAGCUAACGCGAUUAUGUAUCUUGUAUAUAAUAUACAACUCAAUGUUUCACCGGAACACUAUGAAACUAAUAUGUUGUACAAAUAUGCAGAUAUUAUCGAGUUUGUUGAUGCAUGCUUUUGUGUAUUUGCUUGUUUACGAGACGAUGACUGGUUUUGGUUUCUUCCAUUAGCUGGACAAUAUGGCAUCGCAUUAGGACGAGUUCAAGUCGAGACGAAAACUCUACCACAAUUCGGGAAAGCUCCAAUACUCCUAACGACGAUCACACCAUCUAAACAGAAUGUUCCAUUCCAGUCAAGAGAUGAGGAAUCGACCGAAAUACAAACAUCUUUACCAUGCACUACUGUAGAAAAUGUUUCCAUUCCUGCUUAUUUGGAUCAAGUUGAUGCACAUGACAAACAAGAUCAACGUUUUCUUAAAGCAAGAGCAUGGUCUGCAUUUCAAAUUACAAAUAUAGAAAGCCAUUUCAAUGAUGAUUCAACAAAGCAACAAAAUAUGCCUCUGUCGACAACAUUCCAAAAUCAGCAACUGAAAGAUGAUUCUCAUGAAACCGAACCGUUUCUUGUAGAUGUUGAUCAACAUGGGCCAGUUCUUAAGAAAAAAUAUCGUUUAUCAUGCCGUGCAUUCAUGGGAACGAUGUCUGAAAUAGAAGAAAUCUAUGCUCGGGAUGAUUUUCUUUACGGCAAUAAAUUUCUUCGGCAUAUCUUUAUUUUUAUGGAUUCAGUUUUUCGAGGUAUCGGUCAAGUCAUGUUUGCUAAUAGCCCUUUGUCCGGUAUUAUCAUUAUGAUUGGACUGCUUGUUGGGAAUUGGGAAUUGGCAUUAUAUGGUCUUCUCGGAACGUGUGUGUCAACGUUAACAGCUCAUGUUCUCGGAUUUAAUUAUAAUUUAAUUCGAGCUGGAUUGUACGGCUUCAAUGGAUGUCUGGUAGGCAUGGGAAUAGGUUUUUUUAGUUUUCCAAAUUCUCCUCAUAUGAUUGGCCCUAUAAUAAUCAUGAGUAUAUUUUCAACAAUUUUCUUUAUGGCCCUUGGCAAAAUAUUUGUUCAACGUCUUCAACUUUCAUCAUUCACGUUUAGUUUUCAAAUAUGUACUUGGGUAUGGCUUCUUGGUUCCUUAAAAUAUCGUUAUUUCUUCGUGAAUGGAACCAUACUAUCUCCUAAUAUGUUAACUACACUUGUUGACAAACCUCGCUUCUUGAAUAUAUCUUUUUCUGACUAUUCUAUUCAAGAUAACAUUGUUGGCUUUUUUGCUAGCAUAGCACAAGUUUACUUUAUCGAAAGUCCUUAUACAGGCAUUGUUAUUCUUCUCGGUCUCUGUAUAUGUUCUCGAAUUCUUUCAUUCUUUGCUCUGUUCGGUGCCGUUACAGGUCAAUUGACUGCAGCCUAUCUCUUAGGACUACCUGCAACGGCAAUUCAUGCUGGAUUAUGGGGUUUUAAUUCAGUUUUGACAUGUCAAGCAUUAGGCGGUAUGUUUUUUGUUCUCUAUGGAUAUAGAAUAUGGUUAAUUACUCUUUAUGGAUUGAUAAUGACAGUGCUUGUUCAAGCAGCCGUUUCAGCUUUUCUUGCUCCGGUCGGUAUGCCAACUUUGACUUUUCCGUUCACUUUAGUCUGUUGGAUAUUUUGUCUAAUUGCUGGCUCCAAAGAUUUAAUUGCUGUCAAAUUAUCAGCCAUCAGUACUCCUGAAGAUCAUUAUCGUCGAUUUUGUCUUUCGAAAUUCGUAAAAACUCAAUUUGAAAUUCUGAAUCAUUUUACAAAUUUUUCAUCAUCAUCUGAUGAAGAUAUUACAAUAGAAGAAUUUGCAAAGAUCAAAACAGAAUUUAUUCCUAGUUUAAUAUGUUCGUAUGUAUAUCGAAAUGAUAUUGACAAUUUAAAAAUAUUAACACACGAAAAGAUCAAUAUGCAUUCAAUUGAUUAUAAUUUGCGAAGUCCCUUACAUGUAUGUGCUUGUCAAGGUAAUAUGAGACUAUGCAGGUGGCUUGUUGAUGAUUGCAAAGUUAAUGUAAAUGUGGUCGAUAGUUUUGGUGGUACGCCAUUAUUCGACGCCUUUUGGCAUGGACAUUUUGAUUUACUUCAAUUUCUCUAUAUGCAUGAUGCUCGAAUGCCAGCAUGUAAAGCAAAAGAAUUAGCAUUUUAUCUCAAUGCAUUUGUUUAUGAGGGUAACUUGGAAGCGAUACAAUGUUUAGUUAAAUGUGGAUUUGAUCCAAAUAUCGGCGAUUAUAAAGAUCGAAAUGCUCUACAUUUAGCAGUGAUUACCAAUCAGUUUAAUAUUGUUCGUUAUCUAGUUGAAGGAGCAAGUGCUCGUUUAGAUGUAGUAGAUUGUUUUCAACAAACAGCAAUACAAUAUGCAUCACAUUUACCGAAUUCGGUUAUUGCUGAUUAUUUAUUACACGAACGAGACAAUUCUAUUCCUGUGAAAAUACCGACAGAAAAAUUAAUGCAUCUCGAAACGGUCUUAAUAACAGGUUCAGCCGACAAGAAACAAGACAAAGAAGAAGAAGAAGAAGCGAAAGAAAAAAUAUUUUCAAUGACCUUACAGGAAAGUCUAUUACCUGCUCUCUUCUCUAUGAAUACAGCUCAUGAUGAUAUUAAAAUAAUCUCCAGUUUUCUCGAACGAUUUCCUCAUCUCAAGAUACUCGAAUGCGUGGACUAUGAUUUUCGUACUGUAGCACAUGUUGCUGCUGUCAAAGGUCAACUUCAGAAUAUUCGAUUUUUUUCUCAACAUUGUGAUAGUUCUCAUUUCGAGUGGAUUAUGAAUCGCGAAGAUCGAUGGGGUCUAUCGCCCAUAGAUGAAGCCUAUCGUCAUGGACAUUUUGAUAUUUGUAGCUUUGUGAGAGAACAUUCACUUUCUCAUAACGAUACAACUCAUAGAGAGAUGCCGCAUUUACCAGAAUCGACGUCUGAGAGCAAUGCCAUCGUUCGUCUGCUACGAAAAUGGAAAAAAAUAUUUCUUUUUUCUACAUUGGCUGCUUCUGGCGCAGCUGAACGAAUCGAUGGACUUUUUAAACGUGGCUACUUUAAUCGAACAGAAGCCUAUGCCGAUUAUGACGGUCACACACCUAUGCAUUCGGCUGUAGCCAAUGGGCAUAUGAAUGUGGUUCAAGUGCUUCUUCGAUAUGGAUACGAUGGCACAACAUACCACGAUCGUUGGGGUAAUUAUCCUGUUGAUGAAGCACGACGAAAUAAACUCCAUGAAAUUGCUGAUGAACUAGAGCGACCUAGACUGUGA
Rotaria sp. Silwood2 is the source of this 3294-nucleotide messenger RNA. NCBI's taxonomy places the organism in Eukaryota, Metazoa, Rotifera, Eurotatoria, Philodinida, Philodinidae. The record is from the annotation of a GenBank genome assembly.